GGGCUGCUGCUCUGAGACCAGUUUGGCUCUCAUUUUGUGUUGAGCAUCUUAUUGAUAUGUGGCCUUAACAGUGGUCCUAAAUCAGUGCCUUGUUUGUAGAGACUCCAUUCGUGGACUCCUACUCCACCUCCUAAGCCGAGAACCAGACACACUGGUCUCAUACCUCCAAAAGCUUUGUUAAACAGCACAGGACAGUUUUAGAGAUCACUGAGAGCCAUGAAGCAUUUGGUCCUGGUGGUUUGGGGUUUGCUGCUGUCUCCACAGCGGGCACACAGCGGGCAUACUCCUUGCAAGCCAGUAACGUCCAGCUUUUGUCAAGGUUUGGGAUACACCACUAGCUCCUAUCCGAACGGUGCACUAGGCUACAACCUGCAGCAGACUGGUCAGAUUGUGGAGACUCGUUGCUCACCGAACGUCGGCAUACUCAUGUGUCGCGUUGUUGUGCCCGAAUGCGACUCGGAGACCAACAACCAAAUGAAGCCAUGCCGAGCUCUCUGUGAGAAGGUCAAGACAGACUGUGAGUCUGCCCUCAGAGCGAAGAGGUUGAUCUGGCCGUCGAGACUACGAUGUGAAACUUUACCAACGUCUAACUGUGUGCAGGGUCCAGUCAUCACUGUAGCUCCAACCCCCGCUGCCCCCGCUGCAACAUGUCAGCCAAUCACUGUCUCUCUCUGCAGCGACCAGCCUUACUCUGAGACUGUCCUGCCCAACGUUCUGGGCCACACAACUCAGGAGGAUGCAGGCCUGGUGCUACAGACGUUUGCACCGCUUAUACAAGUGGGGUGCUCCACUCAUCUGAAGCCUUUCUUGUGCUCUGUCUACACUCCUAAGUGUGUGUUAGGUAAAGCUCAACCACCCUGCAGAACGCUCUGCGAGCAAGCACGGUCCGGCUGUGAAUCACUGAUGAACAAGAUUGGUUUACAGUGGCCAGAACCCCUCAGGUGUGAAGCAUUUACCACAGAUUCCUGUGAACAUAGUCAAGACUUCAGUUUUACUCAAACAUCCUCAACAUGUGAGACAAUCACUGUCCCUCUCUGCCGUGACCUGCCUUACACUGAGACUGUCUAUCCCAACAUUCUGGGCCAAAAAACUCAGGACGAAGCAGGCCUGGAAAUACAUCAGUUUUUUUCCGCUUGUAAGACUGGGUUGCUCCACUCAUCUGAAGCCUUUCUUGUGCUCCAUCUACACUCCAGAGUGUGUGUCGGGAGCACCUCGACCUCCCUGCAGAACGCUCUGCGAGCAUGCACGGUCCGGCUGUCAGCCGGUGAUGACAAAGUUUGGCUUCCAGUGGCCAGAAACCUUAAGGUGUGAAGCAUUAACCACAGAGUCCUGUGAACACUAUGGAGUGGGCAGCAGCGGGGGGGUCUGUGAGCCGAUCACCAUACCGAUGUGCCAGGGCCUGUCCUACAACCAGACCAUCACUCCAAAUCUUCUGGGACACACAAGUCAAAGAGAAGCGGUAGCGAAGAUGUCCUUUUUCAACGCGAUGGUGCAAACCAUGUGCUCGGUGGAUAUUCGCCUGUUCGUGUGCAUGGUGUACGCCCCCCAGUGUGUGGCGGGGGAAGUGCAGCGGCCCUGCAGGUCUUUCUGCGAGAGAGCCAAACGGGGCUGUGAGGGUUUGAUGACCAGCUUUGGCGUUUCCUGGCCAAAUGAGCUGCGGUGUGACUCAUUUCCAGAGGAAAUGUGUGUAACAGAGGACAGCAGGCCUGAUAUGCUGACUGCUGAAGGACUUCUCGCUAAGCUGAUCGCAGGGGGCUUCUCUGUUCGUGGCAAAACCCUGAGUCUCAAGACAGCCCGCAUCCUGUUGACCCUCAUGGAUGAAGACAAGACUGACGACCUGAAUGUGGUGGAGGUCUUCAAACUGGAGCACUAUCUGGCCGUUAUCAGGAGGGAGUAUGUGGAGAGCUACGAGAGCAGGAACCCACCCUCCGUCACUCAAACCCAAAUGAAAAAGGCUCUGUCUGCCCGUGAAUUCCAUUUAGACGAUGAAACCUUCAGAGCUCUGUGGCACGAGUACCGCUCCAAAGGUGGGAUCGACUACGAUGAGUAUGUGGCCGUCCUGACAAAACUUCAGAUCCUCAGAGAUCGAUUCCAGGCUCAUCUGCUGAGUUUGCCGUGUGACUGCCAAGUCGCCAGUUUCUCUUUCAAGCAGUUCAUGAAAUCAGCCAUAAUCUGAGGAUCAAGCAGGAGGAGCUGAGAAGAGAAAUUAGUAGCAUAUCUGUUUAGAGCUGUAGGGACCAUAUAUGUGGUUAUAGAUCAUUAACAUGUCUUCGUUAUUAAAGUACAGAAACAUUAAAGUGAAAAAUGAGCUGUUGUGUGUUUGAGCGAUUUCUUAUCAAUGUGUGAAGUUUAUAUUUGUCAGUUUUUAUGUGUGUGUUUGUGUAUUUUCAGCUUACAUAUAUGAAUUCUGUAAAAUUGUUAUCUCUUACUUACAUUAAAAAUACUCGGAUGAAACAAUCAUUAA
Messenger RNA from Sebastes umbrosus (honeycomb rockfish), 2464 nucleotides. RefSeq lists its product as uncharacterized. Lineage: Eukaryota; Metazoa; Chordata; Actinopteri; Perciformes; Sebastidae. Bases 1268 to 2176 code for a protein of 302 amino acids. Gene Ontology annotation, cellular component: plasma membrane. The record is from RefSeq and is a predicted model, not a curated record. The transcript is spliced from 11 exons. Gene Ontology annotation, molecular function: Wnt-protein binding; Wnt receptor activity. Gene Ontology annotation, biological process: non-canonical Wnt signaling pathway; canonical Wnt signaling pathway.